Zea mays is the source of this 448-nucleotide messenger RNA. Its product is annotated as histone H4. Gene Ontology annotation, molecular function: structural constituent of chromatin; DNA binding; protein heterodimerization activity. The record is from RefSeq and is a predicted model, not a curated record. Bases 57 to 401 code for a protein of 114 amino acids. The transcript is spliced from 2 exons. Lineage: Eukaryota; Viridiplantae; Streptophyta; Magnoliopsida; Poales; Poaceae.
GCCCAAGCGAAACGCCCGCCGCCAUCCGCGAUUCGCCCGCCAGCCAUGCGUUGAAGAUGUCGGGGCGCGGCAAGGGCGGGAAGGGCCUGGGCAAGGGCGGCGCGCUGCGCCACCGGAAGGUGCUCCGCGAUAACAUCCCGGGGAUCACGAAUCUGGCGAUCCGGCGGCUGGCGCGCAGGGGCGGCGUGAAGCGCAUCUCCGGGCUCAUCUACGAGGAGACCCGCGGCGUCCUCAAGAUCUUCCUGGAGCAAUGCUGCUGGUUUAGGGGUUCUUCGCGCGCGCAUCCGGCCAGGCCUCCAAGGUCGGUGGCCAUGGCUCAGUGUCGCCAUCACCUCCUCCUCAUGGUUAUUGCUGCUCCGCGGCAGGCGAGAGCCAUGGGGAAGCCUUUGCUGUCCUCAUAGAUGUCGCAUUGCACCACUACCUGCGGGUCCAGCAAGCCGACCACUAG